Gymnodraco acuticeps is the source of this 7891-nucleotide messenger RNA. It is a transcript of the gene piezo1, whose product is annotated as piezo-type mechanosensitive ion channel component 1. Gene Ontology annotation, biological process: regulation of membrane potential; detection of mechanical stimulus; cellular response to mechanical stimulus. The transcript is spliced from 43 exons. Gene Ontology annotation, cellular component: plasma membrane; endoplasmic reticulum. Gene Ontology annotation, molecular function: mechanosensitive monoatomic ion channel activity; monoatomic cation channel activity. Lineage: Eukaryota; Metazoa; Chordata; Actinopteri; Perciformes; Bathydraconidae. Bases 535 to 6624 code for a protein of 2029 amino acids. The record is from RefSeq and is a predicted model, not a curated record.
AAGAAGAAGAAGAAGAAGAAGAAGAAGAAGAAGAAGAAGAAGAAGAAGAAGAAGAAGAAGAAGAAGAAGAAGAAGAAGAAGAUUAAAGAAACAGAAGAACUAUAGUGUGAAUGCUGUUGCACACCAUUCACACUAAUUAGGAGGACAAAAAAGGUGUAUUAUUAAUAAUAUAAACAGAUACAAUCUAGGAUCGAGCAUGAAUGUAUAAACACAAACGUCACUCUUCUUCCAAAGAGCAACUCACACACCCAGCCUUCAUCUCCACACUGCAGGAAUUUACAGCACUACUGGCCAGUCCAUUGUUGAGUGCAGGGGAGAGAAGGCUCUAAUGAUGUGUGGCUUAAAUGUAGUGGCCUCUUUAUACACCCCUCAAGGUUUGAGGGGAAUGGCACAGUCCAAUUAGCCAGGCACCUAUAUAUAGGCAGGUGGUGUUCAUCAGCUCAGCCUUUUGCCCGGAGCAAGCUCCUGUUUACUUUAACCUUCUGGCUGCUGGUGCGUCAGUCAGUGAAGGAAAACUUCAGCAGGAAGAGGAAAAUGACCACGCCACUUCAGGAGGUCACUACAGGAGAGGAGGGGUCCUCUAAUGAGUCGGUUCUGAAGGUUCUGGGAGGGAUGGUGAUGAGCUGUUACGCCAAAUACUGGAUCUACGUGUGUGGAGGGAUGUUCAUCAUGGUCUCCUUCGCUGGGAAACUUGUUGGAUAUAAAAUCAUCUACAUGCUGCUGUUCCUGCUCUGCCUGUGCCUCUACCAGGUGUACUACUCCCUGUGGAGGCGUCUGCUGAAGAUCUUCUGGUGGCUGGUGGUGGCAUACACCAUGCUGGUGCUGAUCUCCAUCUACACCUACCAGUUUGAAGACUUCCCCGGAUACUGGAGAAACUUCACCGGUUUCACAGAGGAACAGCUGGCAGCCGUUGGUCUGGAGACCUUCGCUCUCUCUGAGCUUUUCAGCAGUAUUCUGAUCCCUGGCUUCUUCCUGCUGGCCUGCAUCCUGCAGCUGCACUACUUCCACAAGCCCUUCAUGAGGAUCACCGACCUGGAGCACAUCACACCCAUACACAAGAAGAAGAGCGUGGAGAGGACUGAGCAGACUGACUUUGAAGAGGAGGAGCUGGUGACCAACAUGGAGGAGGAAUCUGAAGACGAAGUGGAGUUGACCCCCAGUAAGUGGGGUCUGGUGAUGGACAGGAUACUGGUUCUGUCCAGAAGGUUCUCUGACAACCUCACCAAAGUGCAAGUGUUCAUCUGGAGGCUCCUGGAGCUCCACAUCUUCAAGACGGUGGCCUUCUUCUCUGUGUGGGUGUCCCUGGAGGAGCCCUCGGUGAUGAACCUGGUCCUGGUGGUGCUCUGGUCCCUGGCCAUGCCCUUCUCUCGCUUCGGGCCCAUGGCCUCAUGUCUGUCCACAGCCUGGGUGUGUGUCAUCAUCAUGUGCAAGAUGCUGUACCAGCUCAGUGUGGUCAACCCAGCAGAGUACUCCAGUAACUGCAGCCUGCCUCUAUCAAAUGAAACCAACCUGCUGCCAGAGGAGAUGAUGAACUCCUCCCUGUAUAAAAACCCAGUGGAUCCAGCCAAAUGGUUUGGAAUCAGGAAAGAUGUGACUGUUCUGGGAUACAGCAAGAACCAUCUGAUAGUGCUGAUGUUGUUGGUGUUUGAGGCCACAGUGUAUCGUCACCAGGCCCAUCACUACCGUCAGCUCCAGCGCUCCCCCCCCAUCGUCCUCGCUCUGUUCCCCCCCGCUACCAGGGACACUCUGGACCAGGGCAUCCUCCCCUGCCUCAAGUACCUGAUCAACUACACCUUCUACAAGUUCGGAUUAGAGAUCUGCUUCCUGAUGACGGUGAAUGUGAUUGGCCAGCGGAUGAACUUCCUGGUGAUAAUCCACGGCUGCUGGUUGGUAGCCAUCUUGGUGAGGCGGCGGCGGGCAGCCAUGGCCAGGAUCUGGCCCAAAUACUGCCUCUUCCUGUCCAUCUUCAUGAUCUACCAGUACCUGCUGUGUGUGGGCAUCCCACCUGCCAUCUGUAUGGACUACCCGUGGAGGUGGAACACUCCAGUGCUGAUUAACUCAGCUCUCAUCAAAUGGAUCCAUCUGCCCGACUUCUACACCGUGCCCAACUCCAAAAACCUCAUAGCGGACUUUGUGCUGCUGGUGUGUGCGUCUCAGCAGUGGAAGGUGUUUGAGUGUGAGACCACGGAGGACUGGAUGGUUCUGGCCGGAGAGAACACCGACAACCCCGACCCCAUGGAGGGGCGACUGUUCAACCCCGCCCCCAACUUCAUCAACUGCAGGAGUUACCUGGACAUGGCAAAGGUGUUGGUGUUCCGCCACCUCUUAUGGUUCGUGCUGUCUGUGGUGUUCAUCACCGGGGCGACCAGGAUCUCUGUGUUCGGGCUGGGCUACCUUCUGGCCUGCUUCUUCUUCCUGCUGUUCGGGUCCCGGCUGCUGGUGAAGUCCUCCAGGACCCGCCUCACCCUAUGGGACUGUCUCAUCAUGUACAACGUGGCUGUCAUCAUUUCUAAAAACAUGCUAUCAAUCCUGGCGUGUGUGUUCGUGUUUGAGAUGCAGAAGAGCUUCUGUUGGGUGAUUCAACUCUUCAGCCUGGUGUGCACGGUCAAAGGAUACUAUGACCCAAAAGCAGUGAGUGAUGAGACGUGCAGCCUCCCGGUGGAGGAGGCGGGCGUCAUCUGGGACAGCAUCUGCUUCCUGUGCCUGCUGCUGCAGAGGAGGGUCUUCCUCAGUUUCUACUUCCUGCAUGUGACCGCAGAGCUGCAGGCCUCUGCCAAACAGGCCUUCAGGGGGUUCGAGCUCUUCAGAGCCAGCAUCGUGAAGAACAUCAAGUUCCACCAACAGGUUGAGAGGAAGUCUCUGUCACAGCUCAAGAGAUCGAUGCAGAGGAUUCGCUCCAAGCAGCAGAAGUACAAAGGUGGACACAAAACAAGUGAAGACUCUACUGAGAGUCACACUACUGAGGCCAAGAGAGGCAAGAGGGGUUCCAGGAAGAAGAAGUGGCACCAGCCGUGGAUGGACCAUGCUUCAGUGCUCCACUCAGGAGAGUACUACCUGUUUGAGUCAGACAGUGAGGAUGAAGAGGAGUCUGAAGAACAGAAGCCUCAGAAACAGACUGCCUCUCAGUUAGCGUACAAGGCGUGGGUGAGCAAUGUGAAGACCGCUCUGAGAGAACGGCAGAGAAACCAGAGACAGCUGAAAAGGAUCGAGAGGAAAGAGAAGGAGAGAGAAGGGAGAGUAGAUUCACAGCAGGAGGCUUUCACUGCCAUAGGUUGUGGAGACAGUGAUGUGUUUGAGGACCCUUGCCUUCAGGAGGAGGAGGAGCCAGAGGAACAGCAGUCUGGUCACGGGGAGAUGGUUCAGAGGAUCCUGGACAUCCUGCGCUUCCUAUUGGCCGUCGUUCUGGCCAUGGUGGACGGGCUGACUCAGUGGCUGAACCUGCUGACCAAACAGUACAGAGAGACAUCCACUGUCCUGUGCAACGAGCGCUACUUCAUCAUACACAAGAUACAGCAGCAUAACGCCACAGAAGACUCCACAGAGGAGCAGCUCUCUCAGGACAGUGAGAGUCCCACUCUGGAGACCUGCCUGGAUGAGAGCGAUCCAGACUUCCCCAGAUACAGCUGCCUGGAGGUGGACAGCAGGGCGGUGACGGGCCGCUCCACCCCCAGGCCCGGGCUCAACAGCUCUGGGGACCAGUUGACUCCAGACCCCCCCUCCAGCAACACGGAGCUGAUGCCAGUGGAGAGCAAACAACAGAACAGACACUCGAGAACAGCCAGCGAGCUGCUGGGAGACAGGCAGUUCUUCAUCGAGGAGCUGAAGCAGAGCAGGGACUUCUACCACACUCAGAGCCGCCUGCUGCAGCUGCUCUUCGCCCUCUACCACCUGCUGGCUGCCAACUCUGAGCUGGUCUGCUACCUCAUCAUCGUGAUGAACAACGGGGUCAGCGCCUCGGUCAUCUCCCUGGUCCUCCCCAUCAUGGUGUUCCUGUGGGCCAUGCUGUCUGUUCCCAGACCCACCAAGAGGUUCUGGAUGACUGCCAUAGUCUACACAGAGGUGAUGGUGGUGGUGAAGUACCUGUUCCAGUUUGGAUUCUUCCCGUGGAACAGUGUGUAUGAGAUGACUCUGAAUGAAGACAAGCCGUUCUUCCCUCCCUGCAUCCUGGGCCUGGAGAAGACCGACAACUACAUCAAAUACGAUCUGCUGCAGCUGCUGGCGCUGUUCUUCCACCGCUCCCUGCUCAUGCGGUACGGCCUGUGGGACCAUGAAGGCCCCCUGGAGGAGCAGAGCCCCUCACCAGAGAGCUGUAAGGAAGAAGGAAAAACGAGAGAAGGAGAUGAAGAUGGAAGGAGGAAGGAGGGGAGAGCAGAAGAGGAGGACAAGGAGGAGGGCCGAGUGAGCUCCACAUCCACCCUGGAGAACCUGGAGAUCACUGAGCUGGACCCAAGUGAGAAGGAUUCUGUGGACCUUGUAGAGCCCAGCACCAGCUCUGCUGCCCCCGCACAGCCUCCUGCAGCUGAGGCAGCCCCCAGAGAGGAGCCUACGUCUGGGCUGAACAUUGAGAAUCUUCCCAGCAGGCCUAGGGAGGAUAGGAUGGAGGGAGACAGUGAGCAGGGGAUAGAGGAAGUCCCAAAGAAAAGCAGCGGUCUCCGCUUCAGAAAUAAAUCUAAACAACCCAAGAAACAGAGCAGCAAAGAGGAGGCCACGGCUGAGAGUGCAGAUCCCUGUGAGGAACCAGUGAAGAAGAAGAAGAAGAAGCAGAAAGGCAGGAGGAGAGAGGAAGCCAGUCAGAAACUGCUGGCUGUGGGACACAAGAUAAAACAUGUCUGCAUCUCUGGGAUCCGGAGUGUAUACCGGCCGGCGCAGAGCUUCUUCGGGGGGAUCCUCCAUGCUGAGUACCGGACUGCCACAGAUGUCUAUGCAUUCAUGUUCCUGACUGAUGUCAUCGACUUCAUCAUCGUCAUCUUCGGCUUUUGGGCCUUUGGGAAACACAGUGCAGCGGCGGACAUAGCCUCCACCCUGUCGGAGGACCAGGUCCCCGAGGCCUUCCUGGUGAUGCUGCUCAUCCAGUUCAGCACCAUGAUCAUCGACAGAGCGCUGUACCUGCGCAAGGCUGUGUUAGGAAAACUCAUCUUCCAGGUGAUCCUUGUGUUUGGGAUCCACCUGUGGAUGUUCUUCAUCCUGCCUGCUGUCACUGAAAGGAAGUUCAAUCAGAACUUUGUGGCCCAGCUCUGGUACUUUGUCAAGUGUAUUUACUUCGGCCUGUCAGCCUAUCAGAUCCGCUGUGGAUACCCCACUCGUAUCUUAGGCAACUUCCUCACCAAGAAAUACAACCACCUCAACCUGUUCCUCUUCCAAGGGUUUCGUCUGGUUCCCUUCCUGGUGGAGCUGAGAGCAGUGAUGGACUGGGUUUGGACUGACACCACUCUGUCUCUGUCCAACUGGAUGUGUGUGGAGGACAUUUAUGCCAACAUCUUCAUCAUCAAAUGCAGCCGUGAGACAGAGAAGAAAUACCCACAGCCCAAAGGACAGAAGAAGAAGAAGAUGGUGAAAUAUGGCAUGGGUGGACUCAUCAUCUUCUUCCUGAUCUGCAUCAUCUGGUUCCCUCUACUCUUCAUCUCAUUGGUCAGAUCAGUGGUGGGUGUGGUCAGCCACCCCAUCGAUGUCACAGUGACCGUCAAGCUGGGAGGAUACGAGUCCCUGUUCACCAUGAGUGUGCAGCAGCAGUCCAUCCAGCCCUUCACAGAGGCUGAAUAUGACCAGAUGACCCAGACAUUUGGAGACAAUGCGGUGGCCAUGCAGUUCAUCACGCUCUACAGUUAUGAGGAUAUCGUGACGGCCAUGAUUGAAGGUAGUUCAGGAUCUGUGUGGAGGAUCAGCCCCCCCAGCAGACAGGAAGUCAUUAAAGAACUACUUGGAAGUCCAGUGGACCUAACACUACGUCUCGCCUGGACUUUCCAGAGGGACCUGGGUAAAGGAGGGACAGUGGAACACACGUUUUACAAACACUCUAUAGACCUGGAGCCUGGGAACCCAGUCAGAGCAGAGCUGGCCUCACUGCUGGUUGGAAACCGCACUGAGCCUGUGCAUGUUCCUCAUAUGUUCCCUAACUACAUCCGGGCCCCCAAUGGAGCUGAGGCCAAACCAGUCUCUCAACUUUUCAAAGGUAAUGAAGAUGGUUACCUGAACAUCACACUGUCCCUGAAGAGUGACAGGUCACUUAAUGGGAACCAGGAGUGGUGGGACAUUGCCAUUGCAGACUGUGCCCCCUCCCCAUGUGGAGUUCUACCCAUGGUCAUAUUCAAUGACAAAGUCAGCCCCCCCAGCCUGGGUUUCCUGGCUGGAUAUGGGAUCAUGGGUCUAUACGUGUCCGUGGUUUUAGUCAUUGGGAAGUUUGUGCGAGGCUUCUUCAGCGAGAUCUCACACUCCAUCAUGUUUGAGGAACUGCCCUGUGUGGAUCGCAUCCUGAAGCUCUGCACAGACAUCUUCCUGGUGCGUGAGACUGGAGAGCUGGAGCUAGAAGAGGAACUUUACUCCAAACUGAUCUUCCUUUAUCGAUCUCCAGAGACUAUGAUCAAAUGGACCAGGGACAUGUACAGUCGAGAGCAGGACAGAUACUGACUGAAUGAUCAUGUUUGGUUGUAAAAGAACACAUUGCAAAGACGUCCAGAGGACAACACAAGCAGGGCUUCUAGAGAACACUCGGUACCAGAGUGGACUUUGCCUUACAGCCACGGAGACACAUGAAAGGAGAUUUACACUAAUCAACAUCUUCUGCUGGACAUCUGUUGCAUCUUCUCUGCUGCCUGAGCAUUUUCAUCAAACCGCCUCACACUACAGACUAUUGAGAGUAAUGUCCCUCUGUGGGUGAGAUGGACAGCAACUGGAUGUCUGACCUGCAGGAUUGGAACAUACCGCCCCUGAAAGGCAAACUUAGCAGUCAAACUCGGCUGUGUCAAAGGGCAAAGGUCAAACAAGAGAGAAGUCAGACCUCUGUGUAUUGGAGCCAUGCAGGUUGAGUGACUGUGUGCUUGCAACUAAUUGUAGGUCGCACCAUCUGAAGUUACUGUAUGAGUAUGCCGAAGAAAAUGUUCUUUGCUGUCAAUCAAACUCACAAAUGUCUUUAAGAUCAUGAAUUAUUGUAAAGUGUUGUGUUUCCAGCAGCCAAGUUACAUUUAACAUCAUGAACCGAGGUUUGACCAAACAUGUCCGCCUUAAAGUGCCUUUUCAUGUUUCAAGAAGUAGCCAUAUUCUGAGUUUGGACUAUUUAUAAGCAGCUCUUUCAGUUCCCGGCCACCAUAGGCCAAACAAUGGAACAUAUGUGGCAUGAACACUUAACUUCCAAGCUAGAAAAUGUCUGUCACACAGACCUGGUGGUGUGACACCUUUUGAAGAAAUGUAUCUUCGUAGCCCUGAGAGCUCAAUGCAUUGUAAAUAAAACAUAUGCAAAUAGACAAAACACAAGCAAAAUAAAAAUGAAUGUUGAUAGCUGCAUAAAGAGAAAUGAAAACUGUUUCCAGGGGACACUUAAAAGUGAUGCACAAUGCUGGGAAAUAUAUUUGCCCUCAUGGUUUUUGUCUUAGGAAGUUAUUGAACUCCGGUUAAAAAACGAGCUAAGAUGUAGUUCGACUGUUUUGGCUUAUUCUUAAUCAUGUGAUUCAGUUCUCGUUGCAAUUGUCAUUCAAUUCAUCUGACAAAAUGCACACAUUUACCUGAAACAGGCUGACAUUAUAUUAGCUGUCUACAGUUAUUUUCACAAUUCAAGGAUGAAAAUAUAUUGCAAAUGGUUAAUUAAUGGUGUAAACUUACUCAUUGUACACAUCACUUAUUUAUUAGAAGGGAUACAUCCAGAUUGGACUUGCAGAAUAAAGUUUGUUAUUAGUAGUAU